Molecule: messenger RNA, 906 nt
Organism: Amphimedon queenslandica
Lineage: Eukaryota; Metazoa; Porifera; Demospongiae; Haplosclerida; Niphatidae
Product: rap guanine nucleotide exchange factor 1-like
Exons: 6
Coding region: 19-639 (206 amino acids)
Biological process (GO): Ras protein signal transduction
Cellular component (GO): plasma membrane
Molecular function (GO): guanyl-nucleotide exchange factor activity
Source: RefSeq, a predicted model, not a curated record
ACAUGUACAUGUACAUACAUGUAUAUUAUUUAUUUCUUUAUUUUAUUUUAUUUUAUUUUCACUAGGACUAAGAGUAGGCUAUUGGAGAAGGAUCUGGAAUGGAAAAAGAGAGAAAAGCUUAUGGUAUACUUUAUCAGUGUAAUGAAGUCAUUAAGAGAAUUUGGUAACUUCAAUGCUUACCUAGCAAUACUUUCGGCAAUUGAGAGUGCACCAGUUUCACGACUUGACUGGUCAGAGAAAAUAUUAAAAACUUUAGAGGAGCCGAGGGCGUUGAUUGAUUCCCGUGGCUCAUUCAAGAACUAUCGUCAAGCAUUCUCACAAACUAAACCGCCCUGCAUACCAUACAUUGGUCUCUACUUGCAAGAUUUGACAUUCCUCGAGGAGCAGCCGAGUAAGCUGGAAGACGGAGUGAGUGUCAACUUUAGUAAGAGAUGGAAGCAGUUUAGAUCAGUUGACCACAUCAGAUUCUCACAGACAAAGCAAUAUGGUCAGGAUUUUCAUCCUGAUCCAAACAUUAUGGGCGUAUUCAACAACUUUGCUGAUGUGGAGACAGACGAGUCACUGUGGGAUAGAUCUACCGACAUCAAACCAAGCAAUAGACAGAAGAGCUCCACUCAAAGUAGCAGUGCCAAUAAUUAAGGAUCAGGGUAGACCAGAAAAUAAAAAUAAUAAACAUUUUAUAUUUUUAAAAGCGGAAAGUUGCAGGCGCUCGCGAAAGAGAACAUCCGGUAUAUAUUAUGUCAUAAAGUUUUAAUUAAUUUAUUUUUAUACCGAGUUCUUCCUUUAUUUUUUUCUUAAUCACAUCUCUCUGUUACUUUAUUAUCCAUAAUUAUGUGUUAUAUUAUAAAUUAUUUUUGUCUUCUCUCUCUCUCUUCCAUAAUUAAUAUCCUUAUUUUUUAUACAAGU